CGUGUGCCAUCGCCAACGCUGAAAAUCCGUGCCAUUUUGGUAAUUUACAUGACAAAAGCCCUCUGACAAACGAUCUGUGAACCAUUCAUGAGCUCAGUGGUCUUGAAAGGAAGGAUUGACCCUCGUUUUUCACUGCUGUAAUCAGCUCAUUUGAACCGCUAGCGGUGUGGCUGCACGGUUGUAUAUUUUGUAGCCGUCGGAGGCUCCAGUGUAAGCGAUUUUCCCUUUGACAUUUACUGGAUGAACGAUCUGAAGACAAUUUCUUAAUUGAUGUAACUUGUCUUAGCCCACCCAACGGACGCAACAUGGGGAAGAGCGAUCAAGUCAUCGAAUACCCGACCAGAAGUAGUACAGUGGAACUGGUCGAGCCAGAAGAAAGCGAAAGCGGAGAUGAGAAUGAAGAGCGAGGCAAUUGGGGCAACAAGUUUGAGUUCCUACUGUCCUGCACGGGAUACGCCGUCGGUCUGGGGAACGUGUGGCGGUUCCCUUACCUGUGCUAUCGCAAUGGAGGAGGUGCUUUCUUGAUCCCUUAUAUCAUCAUGUUGGCCUUCGCCGGCCUGCCUCUGUUCUUCCUUGAAGUCAGUUUUGGCCAGUACUGCAGUCUAGGGCCCAUCUCUUGCUGGAGGGCGGUCCCAAUGUUCAGAGGGGUCGGUUACGGCAUGAUGAUAGUCUCAGCCUAUGUAGGCAUUUACUACAACGUGAUUAUCAUGUACACGCUGUACUACAUGUUUGCCUCCUUCACGUCCGUUCUACCCUGGGUGGGGUGCGGCCAGACUUGGAAUACAGGACUCUGCGCCGAUAUCGUCAAAGACUGUCUAGAUAACAAAGGAAUUAUCACUUUCAAUAACACAUGUGUGCGGUUAAGUAACUUAACGUUGGCCGAGCGAGAGAUGUACAACGUCACCGGUAACUACGGCGGCUAUAAUCUGUCGUUAUACACAGACCCGUUCCGGAAGAUGAGAAGACCAGCUUCCGAGGAGUACUGGAAGUUCCAGGUCCUGAAGGAGGCCGAUUCCAUCGGGGAGCCCGGAGAGGUCCAGUGGCAGCUGGCUCUCUGCCUUCUACUGGCCUGGAUCAUCAUCUUCCUGUGUCUCUUCAAAGGCGUCAAGUCGUCUGGCAAGGUGGUGUAUUUCACAGCGACGUUUCCCUAUCUUGUUCUGGUCAUCUUGUUGGUACGCGGAGUGACGCUCCCGGGAUAUUUUGACGGUGUUCUGUUCUUCAUCACUCCCAGAUGGGAGACAUUAGCAAAUCCACAGGUAUGGUUAGAUGCAGCAGUGCAGAUCUUCUACUCCUUGAGUGCGGCGUGGGGAGGUCUCAUCACACUAUCCUCCUACAAUAAGUUCCACAACAACUGCUACUUCGACGCCGUCUUGGUAGCCACCCUCAACUGCUGCACCAGCGUCUUUGCCGGCUUUGUCAUCUUCUCCAUCAUGGGCUUCAUGGCUAACGAGCUGGGUCGAGGAGUCGGGGAGGUCGUUGAUGAAGGUUUCGGUCUGGCCUUCAUUGCCUACCCUGAGGCAGUGGCUCGUCUGCCCAUCUCACCUCUCUGGGCCAUCCUCUUCUUCGUCAUGUUGCUGACUCUCGGUCUGGACAGUCAGUUUACCAUCAUGGAGACCGUGGUUACUGCCAUUGUGGAUGAGUUCCCUCAUAUCCGCAAGAAGAAGACGUACAUCAUGCUCCUAGCCUGUGGGAUCGGGUACCUACUCGGCUUCACUUGCAUCACCAGGGCCGGGCCGUACUGGGUGGAAUUAAUGGACAGCUAUGGUGCCAGUUUCUCACUGCUUAUCUACGGUCUCUCCGAGUGCGUCGCCAUCAGCUGGCUCUAUGGCGUCAAACGUUUCAAGAACGACAUCCGGACCAUGAUCGGCGACAGCUACGUGGACUUCCCGACUUUCUUCUGGUGGCCGCUGAACUGGUGCGCAAUCACUCCGGCACUGCUCAGUUUUGUCUUGCUGUUCAAUUGGAUGAACUGGACGUCUCCGGAGUACAACGGACCCUACCCUACCUGGGCCCACGCCAUCGGCUGGAUGAUGAUCCUCAGCUCCCUCGUCUGGAUUCCUAUCAUCAUGAUCUAUGAGUUCAUCGUAACUCCAGGAACGUUAUUCGAGCGCUGGACGAUCAUGUCCAAUCCGCGUGAAACCUGGGGCCCAGCACUCGGCAAGUUCCGUCUGGAGGCCCAUGAAGUCCACACGAGUCACGGCACGACGUUCGGCGGUCGCCUGGCCAACCAAACCGCUGAUCUGAACGGGCGCAAGAAUGACGGCGGAGUGAAACCUCCAGCUGUCAUCUUCACUGCUGGCAUGGACAAUGAUGGAUACACUAACCCAAUAUAGGUAGAAUUACCUUAUCGGUGGGUCUAAAUCUCUUCUUGAAUGUCUAAUUCUCAAACUGAUCACCUGAAAAUAUUGGACUAAGAAUUUCUUAGAUUGGCUCAAGGGGUACUUGAGUGGGCCCCUACCUGACCUCUGAUAUCAGGAACUGGUUCCAGAUUGUGGAAUCGAGUACCGGUAAUCGACUUUACAAAUUACUUAGUAACAUCUCAGACAAUGAACAAGAAAGGUUUGGAAUUCCAUUUUGGGGGAAUUUUCCAAAUAAAAAACCAGGCUAGAUGGAAAACCAAAACAGAUUUCACGUUUAUGACGCUCAGGAAAGUUGUAUUACACUGUAAAGCUAUAAAGCUCCUCAGACAAUUUUCGGGAUUUGAAUACUGAGAUUGGGUUUCUUUUACGGAUACCCGGGUAUCCGUGCUUUACUUCGAACGGAUACCCGGUUACCAUACUACCCGUAAAUGCACACCACUAACCUCAUCAAUGUGUAAAUGACGUCUUCCACAAUACAACAUUCCUUUCAUUGAAUUUUUUGAAGUAGCAACGAGUCUUAAGGCCGGUUAAUUAGUACUUCAUGUAAAAUUGGUAAGCAAUGCCACGUAAAAUUCGUUGUGAAUUUCGCAAGUGUUUAGAUGCAUUCAAGUUUUGCGAGUUCAUAGCGUAAAAAACCUUGAUGUCACAAAUUUGCAUUCGUGUUGGCUUCACACCGAGUAUGAAUUGUUUAGUUUUGUCAUUUUGGAAGCUUUUUAAAAUCCUCAAUUUUUUUCGGCUGCAAAUAACAUAUUGGCACAUGUCAGGCGUCGUUCAGCAUUUGAACACAAACGAUGCCACGCAAAAAAAUUAGCUAAAUGUAGCUGGCAGUUGGGCUGAAUUUUAUAUUAAAAUAAGACUGAUUAAUAAUUCGCAUCGUCUUCCAAGCAUUGACCACAAAAUAUUGUUUUCAAGGUUGCAAUAUCAUCAGAAGAAUUAACUUUAAGCGUCAGACUCAUACAACUGAAUCAUUAGCAUUGUGCAAGAUAGUGAAAUUGCAACAGAAACUUUAGACUGUAGUCUUUCAACGAUAUUAUUUAUGAUAAUCUAUAAAUUAUACAAAAAAAACGAAUUGGUUAACCCUAAAAUGGAGGCCAAAAUGAGGCUGAAAUUGAUUUUACUUAGACAACUGGAUUCAAAUACAGUAACUUUGACUUCAACAAAUUCAGAAACUAACAGUGAAAAUAGCUAACCAUCUCAAAUUUGAAACUCACUUUAGUUGAGCACUGAUGAACUUAAAACCCCGAAAAUGAGCAAAAUUACAAAUAAUUCAACAACUGCAGACACGCAAAACGUAGUCUAAAAGGACAAUCUUGUUGUUUUGUUCGUCUUUUAAAUACCUAAAACCAUUUUUUGUCAGUAGGUAAGUGUACAUUUUUAAUUCACACAAUCUAAAGAUAUUGCGUCAGGGACUUCAUUUGAAAGAUUUUUUCAUUUGAAAAUUAAUUUGCUUUUUUUUUUGUAAAUGAAGAUUGAUUCACUUGAGUAUUCAUCUUGUUUUAUUGGCUGAAUGGAUUU
This is a messenger RNA of Patiria miniata (bat star), 3875 nucleotides long. RefSeq names its product sodium- and chloride-dependent glycine transporter 1-like. The transcript has 14 exons. The coding region runs from base 306 to 2333 and encodes 675 amino acids. Lineage: Eukaryota; Metazoa; Echinodermata; Asteroidea; Valvatida; Asterinidae. Gene Ontology annotation, biological process: sodium ion transmembrane transport. The record is from RefSeq and is a predicted model, not a curated record. Gene Ontology annotation, cellular component: membrane.